UUACCGAAGACAGUCAUCCAACAGUUUGCAAUUCUCCGGCUUGGAAUACCGCAAUCCUCAGCAUCUCCAAUGCAAAGGCAUUAAACUUCUCUAAUUUUCCCUCAAAGAUCGAAGCGACCUGCGAGAAAUGCCCGUCGGGUCAUACGACAUGUCUUGUCUAAUUGGCUUCAUCAAUCCUAGUCAGGGAUCUGCGAACGGGAACGGUCUCGCCAUUGGUGGAGGACAAGUACCAUAGCGAAUGGUUAAAUUCGGGUUUCCGGGGAACAGGCUAGAUAUAUGAAAACCUGGUUGCCAAUGCGAGGCAUAUAGCAAUGAUGCGUGCAGGGGAAAAGAGGGCGGAAAGCGCCGAAUAUAAAUUAUCAUGGACUGAUCUCCACAUCGCGAAGAAUCUGAAGUCACGGUGCAGAGCUACGACAUCCGCACUACCUCGUUUCCGCGAUCAACAUGUUGUCCCUCCCCAUCAAAGCGUGGCUCGUCGCCGCCGCCGCCAUCAUCUCCACGGCUGUCUCAACCCCCGUGGACGCCCAAUCCCCUCCGCGACCCCAAACCCGACCCCACGAGCUCUCCAGCGUCGUGAUCCACAGCCCGCCGCGCAACUACACCGACCCGCACGUCCUGUACGCGCGGACCGUCCAGCUCCCGAACAACGACCUUCUCGCCACCUGGGAGAACUACAGCCCCGAGCCGCCGUUAGUGCACUUCCCCAUCUACCGAUCGGCCGACAGCGGCGAGACGUGGGCGGAGAUCGCCCGCGUGCAGGACACGGAGCUGGGGGUUGGGCUGCGAUAUCAGCCGUUUUUGUAUCUGCUUCCGGAGACGAUUGGGGGGUUUAAGAAGGGGACGCUGCUGCUUGCUGGGUCGGCGAUUCCGAUGGAUCUGUCGUCAACGCAGCUUGAGUUGUACGCAUCCAAAGAUUGGGGGCGGACGUGGGAGUUUGUGUCUCAUGUAGCGAAGGGAGGAGUGGCGAUUCCGAACAAUGGAGAAACUCCAGUGUGGGAGCCAUUCUUGAUGACAUACCAGAAGAAGCUCAUUUAUUAUUAUGCGGACCAGCGCGAUAACGCCACGUAUGGUCAGAAGCUUUCCCAUCAGACGUCGUCGGACUUGAUCAACUGGGGUCCUCCUGUUACUGAUGUCGCGUACCCAACCUAUACCGACCGCCCAGGAAUGCCGACCGUCGCGUAUCUGCCCAACGGUCAAUACAUCUACGUAUACGAGUAUGGAGGCGGCCCCAACCCCACCGAACCGAACUACAGCUUCCCCGUCUUCUACCGCCUCUCCAAGAACCCCGAGAAGUUCAACGACGCGCCCCACCAUCCCAUCGUCUCCAAGGACGGGACCGUGCCGGAUGGCUCGCCGUACGUCGUGUGGACGCCGGUCGGCGGCAAGCAUGGUACGAUCGUUGUGUCGUGCGGAACGAGGACGGAGAUCUUCAUCAACAAAGCGCUGGGGGCCGAGGACGCAUGGGAGAAAGUGGCCACGCCGGAGGGCAAGUCUUACACGAGGUCGUUGUUGGUGUUCCAGCAGGAUCCGCGGUAUUUGUUGAUCGCUGGAGCAGGGAAGUUGCCGCCUAGCACGACCAACGAUGUUACAGGCAGCGUGGUGAAGCUUGACUAA
Eremomyces bilateralis CBS 781.70 is the source of this 1614-nucleotide messenger RNA. RefSeq names its product exo-arabinanase abnx-penicillium chrysogenum. Lineage: Eukaryota; Fungi; Ascomycota; Dothideomycetes; Eremomycetales; Eremomycetaceae. The record is from RefSeq and is a predicted model, not a curated record. Bases 445 to 1614 code for a protein of 389 amino acids. The transcript has 5 exons.